CCCUCUUGUGUGUCAGUAGUUGAGUCCACUGGUAAAAUUCCGAGAAUUGAGAACUGCGUCUUCUCAGAAGAGUUCUUCCAAGAACUGUCUUCGGUGGACACUUCCAAGAAAAAUACACCAGGUGAACAAUAUGUCAAGUGCAGCAGACGGCUGCGUUAAAUUCACUCGCCAUGCCGGUGAUGUGCUGUUCAACUUCAACCGCCUACGCAGCAGAAACAUCCUGACUGAUGUCACCAUUAUGGUCGGUGGGCAGCAAUUUCAAGCCCACAAGACAGUUCUGAUGGCAUGCAGCGGCCUCUUCUACUCCAUGUUUGCUGACACUCAUAAGAGCAACUUGAGCUUCAUAAGUUUAGAUCCAAAGGUGGACCCCGAUGGCUUCGCCAUACUGCUGGAGUUCAUGUAUACGUCUUGCCUCACACUUAAAGAUAACUUCAUUAUAGCCACCCUCAACACAGCCACAUACUUACAGAUGGACCAUGUGAUGGACACAUGCCAGAGGUUCAUAGACUCCAGGGGCUUGUGCGUGAAGCAGACCAGAGCAGAGAUGCUGGUUAAUCACGGCUGUUUAUCUUCAGAUGCUCCCUUCAUCCUUAGAGAUGCCCUGAACAGCCAAUCCAGUGUUAACUUUAGCACUUACGGUCCUCCCAACCUGCACUAUGCAGUCAGCACUUCCACCGAAAGCCCGACUCGCUUCUACAGACAUCUGCCACUCCCGCUGGAGACCUCCAACACCACAAACCCAAUCUGGCAGAUCCCUAAGACCGGCGUAAUAGCCCGUCAACAGCACUCCCUGCCAGACAGCGGAGGCUCGGCUAGGACGAUGACUAACGCAGGAGCCACGGAAUCCAAAGAAGAGAGGAAACGUCCAUCUGUGCUCUUUCGUUCAGCUCGAGCUGAGGGAGACCGGAAGGCUGCGAAUGUGCAUUCAGAGGUGGAGAACACUGAACCGUGUCACACCAGUGGUCCCGAGAGCCCUCUUAGAUCAGACUGCCAACCCAACUCACCCGCAGAGUCCAGCAGCUGCAGUCGAGGGGCGGCGUCUCCUCCCAGCUUCAUCAGUCACCCAAAGGUCCACAACUGGAAGAAGUACAAGUUCAUUGUGCUGAACUCCACAGAUGGAGCGACUGACAAUAGCUCACUAACUCCAUCCCACAUAGUUACAGAAUCCACCAACAAGAGCAAUGAAGGCAGAGGGCAGCUCAUUAUGGAUAGCAGAUCUGCAGAUGAUUGCAUCAAAAAAGAGGCGCGUGGCUCUUCACUUCCUAACUCUUUGACAGAGGAGAGCAGUAUGGGACCCACAAGAUCAGAGAGGGACAGACUCUACUGUAACGAGUGCGAGUCCAAGAGUGAAUCUGAUGCAGAAAAGCCUCAGUGGCUGCAGGAUGGAAAACCAUACAAAUGUGACCGUUGCCAAGCCAUGUUCCGCUAUAAAGGAAACCUAGCUAGCCACAAGUCCGUCCACACAGGAGAGAAACCGUACCGUUGCAACGUAUGUGGAGCUCAGUUCAACAGGCCUGCCAAUCUGAAGACACACUCACGGAUCCACUCAGGAGAAAAACCAUACAAAUGUGAAACCUGCGGCUCUCGCUUUGUCCAGGUGGCUCAUCUGAGGGCGCACGUACUGAUCCACACUGGAGAGAAACCAUACCCGUGUGACAUCUGCGGCACACGCUUCCGCCACCUCCAGACGCUGAAGAGUCACUUACGAAUACACACAGGCGAGAAGCCUUAUCAUUGUGAGAAUUGUGACCUGCACUUCCGUCACAAGAGUCAGCUGCGUCUGCAUCUGCGACAGAAGCAUGGUGCCAUCACAAACACCAAGGUCCAGUACCGCAGAAGCAGAGCAGACCUGCCUGUCAGCUCCCUCGUGACCUCUUGAAAAACCUGAAGCUGUUCAGAGACUCAACAAAAACCUUUUCAAGUAAAGAUAUGGUGAAGGAGACAUGAUCAUUUACUGGUACUGCCACAAGAAAAGCCAUCAGGAAAUACAGAUGCCCGCAUGGAUCUUUGUGUCGCCAUUGUCCGUGUUUACUCAUAUGGUGAAGUUACAUAUUAUUUCUGAAAUAUGCACAGCAAAAUCCCCAGAGUUAAAUCAACUUUGCUCAGAGAACAUAUGGUUCCUCCCUACAUAGAGUUAAAAUAACACUGAAGCAGAGUUAAAGUUAAUGAGAAAAUGUGCUGUUUGUGGAGUUGUUUAAUCAGAUCUUGAGGGAUUUAAUGUCUUCUAUCUUCAGUUGAUUUCAUCUAAGGCUGUGGCUGGAAGUCAUUUGUAGUUAUUGUGUUUCUCUUCAGUGAUUCUGCUUGUUAACAGCAGGUGUUCAUCACUAAUGCUCAAUCAUAACUUAAUUAAUCUCAUUAACUUUAACUCUGCUUCAGUGUUACUUUAGCACUAUAUAGAGAGGGACCAUAUGCAAUCUGAGCAGAGUUGAUUUAACUCUGGGGAUUUUGCUGUGUGAAGGACUAGUGCACCAGCACAUUCUGGUUCACCCUUCAUGAUUUCAGCUGGGUAUCGUGGUGGCUUAAGAUUUUAAUAAUAAUAUAAACAAAGACUUUCAAGCAUUGUUACUUAAGUUCUUGUCAAUACAGACUGCAAAUUCUUAGUGUAAGAUUAGAUAUUUGAACAUAAUUUUAUCUCUAUUUAUUUUUUUAGAAUGCUAUUUCACUCCCUCUCCAGGCAAACUAUGCACUGUAUAUAAUAUACAAGGGGAAAAUUGGUACAGAAAGAAUUCUGCAAUUGCAAUGUAAAUGUUCUACCAAUGUGGUACAUUUAAAGAAGCCCUGCUCUGUCUGACAAUUGUAUUGUAUUUACAUGUGUUUGUACAGUUGUUUUUGGUACUAGAGGGCCAAAUGUCCUUGCAAUUAAAUAUUUGAUACUAAACAAA
This is a messenger RNA of Ctenopharyngodon idella (grass carp), 2882 nucleotides long. It is a transcript of the gene bcl6ab, whose product is annotated as BCL6A transcription repressor b. Gene Ontology annotation, cellular component: nucleus. Gene Ontology annotation, biological process: regulation of transcription by RNA polymerase II. Bases 131 to 1879 code for a protein of 582 amino acids. Lineage: Eukaryota; Metazoa; Chordata; Actinopteri; Cypriniformes; Xenocyprididae. The transcript has 9 exons. The record is from RefSeq and is a predicted model, not a curated record. Gene Ontology annotation, molecular function: protein binding; RNA polymerase II cis-regulatory region sequence-specific DNA binding; DNA-binding transcription factor activity, RNA polymerase II-specific.